This is a messenger RNA of Spodoptera litura, 1287 nucleotides long. Lineage: Eukaryota; Metazoa; Arthropoda; Insecta; Lepidoptera; Noctuidae. The record is from RefSeq and is a predicted model, not a curated record.
AUGGCGAAUGUGGGAAAAGUUUUAGCUACUAUAAAAGCGGUUAUAACUCGUCUCGUCUUCGCUUGCCACGGCAUAAUAGCUAUAUGGCAGGUGACUUUGUUCAAAGAUGACAUCGAAUACUGGUAUUUGGCGUCCCCUAUUAUGCUUCUAAUAUUCGAAGGAGUCUUUACGUUGACUAUAAAAGAAAAUCAAGAGUGGAAAUGGUUUUGUCCAUCCGUGUUCAUCUACCUAGGUUUGGUUGUGCCAGCAAUAUGGUUACUAGAGCUGCACAAAGUCGACCUAAGGCUGCAGAAGAAGACGAUCAACGUGACUUAUGUGGAGAACUUUGAUGUUCAAAAUAUUCUAAUUCAUCUUAUUUCCGCCUCCCAGACAGACAUCCCCAUACCAGGCGCCACGAAGAUCCCCACAGACAUGUGGGUGACGCUAAUUGAACAGUUUCUGAUGCUUACCCUCAUCGUGGGACGGUGGUUACUGCCCAAGGGAGACCUGACGAGGGACCAGCUCAGUCAACUGCUACUUGUUUAUAUCGGUACGGCAGCGGACAUAAUAGAAUUCUUCGACUCCUUCAAAGAUGAGAAGGUGGCCACGGAGAAAGUCCUAGUACUCCUAACCCUGGCGAUAUGGUCAUGGUCCCUCAUGCAAUUCACAGUAGUCCUGACUGCAACCAAGUCCAGGAAAUCCCGAGGAACAGCCAAUAGGUCCGACAUAAAUAGCAAGGCGUGCUGCUGUUCAAUCGAAGUGUGUGCCAUUAUCAUGAAUAUAGCUCUUCAAGAUGCACCGUUCUUGGCGUUCCGACUUCUAAUCAUAUGCCAUUAUAAGAUUAUAAACUAUAUGAACAUCUUCUUCACGUGUAAGAAUACUCUGGUAAUAUUGCUACAAAUAUACAGAUUGUAUGUUUUGCACUUGGAGACCGUGGAUGAAGGUAAUGGUGGCUCCGUGUACAGAAAGAAGACCAAACAUAGGAGCACUGACAAGAAGGAGAAAGAGAAGGAGAAGAAACAUAGUAAACACAAAUCAAAAAAACAUAAGAAGAAACAUGAAGUCGGAGAGACUUCCAUAUCUGUGAUCAGCGACAGGCGACACGAUCGAGGUGAUGGGGGACGGAUCAGAGCCAUUAUCUUAACAAAUUCGGAUGAAAUCAAAGAAUUGGAGCUGUCCAAACUAUUCAAGGAUCAAGUUUCGACUGAAAAUGAAAAGAAGAAAGGGACCAAGAAAAAGCAAAAAUCGGAGAGUUCAGAAGAAUCUCUAAACAACGUUCACCAUACGACUGAUGAUUCAGGCAUUUGA